AUGGAGAAGGAUAAUAGUAACAAGAAGAGUCUCUCAGAGAUACUUGACGUCCGGCAUUACAGGCACACGAAUUCCCCGGUAUUCUCUACAGCCAUUUUCGCAGUCAUAAUGCUGCUCGUUGUCGCGGGAACAAUCCUUUCAAACAUGUCUCUAGAAUCAACUUUCUUCUGGUCUUCACCGACCUCUGAGGUAACACAAAUGAACGGGAUGGAGAGAAAGUCAUUGGCUCCUCCAAAGAACACUACAAGCAGAGAUAGGAUGGCUUGGCUUCGAUCACAUCUCUCAGAAUUCGAGGUUUUCAGGUCAACUAACCUUUCAGAGCAGUUUCAUCAGAGAGUUGUUGAGUCUCUCGACGACAAAUGUGAGGUUAGAUUCUUCAUGACAUGGUUUUCACCAGCAGAGUAUUUUGGGAAAAGAGAACUUUUGGCUGUAGAAAGCGUCUUUAAAGCUCAUCCUCAAGGAUGCUUGAUGAUUGUAUCAGGAUCUAUGGAUUCUCUAGAAGGAGACAUCAUCCUAAAACCGUUACAUGAUCGCGGUUACAAGGUUUCUGCAGUCACACCAGACAUGUCAUUGCUGCUAGAGAACACACCAGCCAAAACAUGGUUUCAAGAAAUGAAAAGCUGCAAGAGGGAUCCGGGAAGGAUACCACUACACCAGAAUCUAUCAAACCUCGCAAGGCUAGCGAUUCUGUACAAGUAUGGAGGCGUGUACCUAGAUACCGACUUCAUCGUUACUAGAAGCUUCCAAGGGUUGAAGAAUACAAUAGGAGCACAAACUGUGGUUGAAGGUGAUUCAAAGAACUGGACAAGGUUGAACAAUGCGGUUCUGAUCUUCGAGAAAGAUCACCCACUUGUUUACAGUUUCAUAGAGGAGUUUGCUUCCACUUUUGAUGGGAACAAAUGGGGACACAAUGGACCUUACUUGGUAACCAGAGUAGCGCAGAGAGCUCGAGAAACGAUUGGGGGCAAUUUCACAGUUCUGCCACCAGUAGCAUUCUAUCCAUUCAAUUGGUUAGACAUUCCAAGACUGUUUCAGACACCAAGGAGCAGCAAUGAUUCGACAUUACUCAAAGCCGAUCUGGUCAAGCUGAACAGAUACAGUUAUGGACUGCAUCUGUGGAACAAGAUCACUAGAAAAAUUAAGAUCGGAAAGGGAAGUGUUAUAGACAUCAUAAUUUCAGACCAUUGUGUUGUUUGCAGAGGAAUUCAGAGAUAACAGAAAAUCAUUAUUAGGUGUGUUUGUGUUUUUAACUCCAAUCUUGAUUUUCUAGGUUUGUGUAAGAUUUUGUCCAA
Molecule: messenger RNA, 1292 nt
Organism: Capsella rubella
Lineage: Eukaryota; Viridiplantae; Streptophyta; Magnoliopsida; Brassicales; Brassicaceae
Exons: 1
Coding region: 1-1215 (404 amino acids)
Source: RefSeq, a predicted model, not a curated record